This is a messenger RNA of Ciona intestinalis (vase tunicate), 1481 nucleotides long. NCBI's taxonomy places the organism in Eukaryota, Metazoa, Chordata, Ascidiacea, Phlebobranchia, Cionidae. The record is from RefSeq and is a predicted model, not a curated record.
UGUCAUUGCAAUGUCAAUUAUACAAGCAAUGCUUCGAACAAGUGCUAAUUCAACGGUAACCUCUUGGUCGAGGGCGGAACUGCGGCUCGAUUUUAGCAUGUCGGUGCAAAUAGUUUGACCAGUAUAUAAACUACGCAGCCAAGCAACCGUCGUUGAUUGCGACUCUCUUAAAUUAAUUCCACAUUUCAGUUGUACAAAGAGUCAGACGUGGCUAAAGGUUUGCUAUUUAACAGAGCAGUCUGGAAAACCUGCGUCGCAACUUUUUGAGCCUAUAGAUUGCGAUCAAGGCGAGUAUGCAAACACGCAGAGGCAGGAACGAGGCGCUAAGCCGCAAUCCCGCAGGGGAAGUGCGGCAACGACGUUUGGCAAUUAAAACAACACCUCGCACCAAUCAAGGCAGCGGUACCUUGUCCGCUUUGAACUGCUGGCAAAGGUUGUUCGUUAUUGCAUUGCUCCCUCUAACCUCUGCGUAUGUAACCGAAGAAUUGCUCGAUUUUGUGAAACUUCAUCAAUCUGGAAGAGUAACCAACGAUGGCCUCGUGGGAUCGUCGGAUCAAAACUCCCCCGCAAAUCCGUUUCCAAUACCAAGCCCUCCAUACGAUGAAAGCUCAUUUAAAAAUCUAUGUCGACACAAAAAGUUGGACAUCGUUUUUGUUCUGGACGGGUCAAAAAGCGUAAAAGCUCAUAACUUUCAGAAGAUGUUGGCAUUCACGUCUGAAAUGGUCGGAAAUUUUCAAAUAGGGUCAGAAGACACGCAGGUUGGAGUGAUACAAUACAGCAGCUGUAUUCGGCCGCACAUCUGGCUAAAUAAUUUCACGGAUACGGAGCAACUCCAGAGCGCCAUCGCCCGGAUAAAAUUUGAAGCGAAAGGCACGGCAACCGGGAAAGCUUUGCGGUUUGCUUCCAACAGAAUGUUUAAUUGGAAGAAAGGUGCAAGAGAAUUGUCGGGCGGUGUACGUCGUAUUUUGAUCCUCAUCACUGAUGGAAGGUGGUCAGUACGAGAUGAUAUUCCUGGCGCAUUGGCAAGUCUGGAAUCAAAACAAGUGGAGCGCUUUGCUGUUGGGGUUGGUAGGGUGGUUAAAACACUUGAUCUGGGAGCUCUCGUUUCCGAACCAAAAUCAAACCACUCUUUCCAUAUUCCAUUCUUUGACGAAUUAGAUGAAGUUGGCAGAAAAAUUCUGUCCACAAUUUGUCAACAAAAAGAAUGUGGGAAUGGCAACGUGCCUCAAUUAGCCGAAACAGGAUUCGAUUUGAUUCAACUGACAGGGAUGGACACGAGGUUUGAUGUUUCACAUGUUCGAGGGAGUAAUGAACUUUCAACAGCUUAUAGCAUUGGACCACAGACCGAUAUACAACUGUCACCAACCAGUAUAUUAUUCCCAUGUCAAAGCCACAACAUUAAGAACCUUCGGCCCUGAUUUAAAAUGACUACAAAAAGUAGUACGUCAUCUUUCAUGCCCGUGCCAUCUUACCCUCAUACA